AUGGCGCUGAGUGGAAACUGUAGGACUAACCCCAAAGAGCAAGCAUCAGUUCAGAACAGUUUCCCAGAUGUUGUUGAAUUAAACGUAGGGGGGCAGGUUUAUUACACCCGUCACUCGACUUUGGUGGGCACCCCGAAUUCAUUACUCGGUAAGCUAUUCUCCUCCAAAAAAGAUGCAUCUAAUGACUUGGCGAGAGACCCCAAGGGCCGUUAUUUCAUUGACAGGGACGGGUUUUUAUUCCGAUAUGUGUUGGACUACCUCCGAGACAAGCAAGUCGUCCUCCCGGACCACUUCCCGGAGAAAGGGAGGCUCAGGAAAGAGGCGGAGUACUUCCAGUUACCCGACUUAGUGAAGCUCCUGACCCCUGACGAUAUCAAGCACAGCCCGGAUGACUACUUCCACAGCGACUAUGAAGAUGGGUCCCAGGGCAGCGACCACCGGCAGUGUCCGCCGCCCUCUCUCGUCCCAGCGGACAGAAAGAGUGGCUUCAUCACGGUGGGGUACCGGGGUUCGUGCACCAUGGGCAGAGAGAGUCAGACCGACGCCAAGUUUAGGAGGGUGCCUCGGAUACUGAUAUGCGGGCGGGUGGCCCUUGCCAAAGAAGUUUUUGGGGAGACCCUGAACGAGAGCCGGGACCCGGACAGAACCCCGGAUCGGUACACCUCUCGGUUUUACCUCAAGUUCAAGCACCUGGAGAGGUCUUUUGACAUGCUGUCGGAGUGUGGUUUCCAAAUGGUGGCCUGCAACUCAUCAGUCACAGCCUCGUUUGUCAACCAGCACACAGACGACAAGAUCUGGUCGAGCUACACAGAAUACGUCUUCUACCGUAAUCCUCAAAAUUCAAUCGAACAUGAACAGCAACAUAAGAAAAGAGAGCAUGAUGGAAUCAGAGAUAAAGAGGGCGAGAGCGGAACCUCCUUUAACGAGCUCUCCACCUCCAGCUCUGAGAGCCAAUCAGAAGCCAGCUCUCCCCAGGGAACAGUCAUCUGCGGACCGGUCAACCGCCAGUCACACCCUCAUGCCAACGUCCAAACCCUGGACAGGCCAGGAAAAAAGGGCCCCAUCACCAUGCUUCAGCAGUCUGACCAGCGGCGAAAGAGUGACUUGCUGCGCACGCUCACGGCAAGCUCCCGUGACACCAGCACCUGCAAGAAAAGGCCGGCGAAAGAGAAGCUGACAGUCGAAGAGGAGCUGGAUAAGUGCAUUCAAGACUUCCGCAAGAUCAAGAUCCCGGAGAGGUUCCCUGAGAGGAAGUACAUGUGGCAGGCCGACCUGCUGAGAAAGUACCGCCUCUGA
Messenger RNA from Perca flavescens (yellow perch), 1296 nucleotides. RefSeq names its product potassium channel tetramerization domain containing 16b (gene kctd16b). Gene Ontology annotation, biological process: regulation of G protein-coupled receptor signaling pathway; protein homooligomerization. Gene Ontology annotation, molecular function: protein binding. The transcript has 4 exons. NCBI's taxonomy places the organism in Eukaryota, Metazoa, Chordata, Actinopteri, Perciformes, Percidae. The coding region runs from base 1 to 1296 and encodes 431 amino acids. The record is from RefSeq and is a predicted model, not a curated record. Gene Ontology annotation, cellular component: signaling receptor complex; presynaptic membrane; postsynaptic membrane.